AUGAUGGGAAGGAAUUUGAUGAGUUUCCUCGGCCUUUUGUUACUAUGCUGCAUGCAUGGUUAUUUAGCAGCUGAUGAUCAAUCUGCUCUUUUGGCUUUCAAGUCUCAAAUAACUUCUGAUCCCUUUGCAGUUUUAGCCAAAAACUGGACACAUGGCACUUCAUUUUGCAACUGGAUUGGCAUUUCUUGCAGUAAAAGGCAUCAUGAAAGAGUGACAAAAUUAGUCCUGAGAAGCUUUAGAUUUAGAGGUUCAAUAGCAAAAGAAAUUGGGAACCUCUCCUUCCUUAGUUUUUUGGAUAUUGGAAACAAUACAUUCCAUGGCCAAAUCCCUGAUGAAAUCGGAGGUCUGAGGCAUUUAAAAUACUUGUCUUUGCAAAUGAAUAAUCUCAGUGGCGAAAUCCCCGGGAGCCUUGGGAACCUUAACAUGAUUGAAAUGCUGGAUCUUUCUGGUAAUGAUUUAUAUGGACAUGUUCCUUUGGCCAUCUUUAAUAAUGUCUCUUUCUUAAGGAUUAUGGAUUUGGGACAAAAUAGGAUUAGUGGGAAUCUCCCAAGGGCGUUUUGUACUAAGUUUCCAAAUCUACAAGGUUUAUCCGUCUCAAAUAAUCAAUUAGUAGGCCAAAUUCCAAGUGGGCUGAACCAAUGCACGCAACUUGUUUAUCUUUCCUUGUCAUAUAAUCAGUUCACAGGAAGUUUGCCGAGAGACAUGUGGAAUUUGGCAAAACUUCAAGAUUUAUUUCUUGCUGGGAAUAACCUUACAGGAAAUAUUCCAAGUGAAAUAGAGAACCUCUCAUCAAUUCGGAGAUUGAGUCUUUUCAGAAACCAGUUGGUUGGAACACUGCCACCAUCUCUUGGAAAUUUGUCAACUCUAGUGAUGAUAGACAUUAGUGACAAUAAUAUUCAUGGUAAUAUUCCUCCAGACCUAGGACAUAUUUCUAGUCUUGAAGAACUAUAUCUUGGAUCUAACAUGCUAUCAGGUGAUGUUCCUCUUGGAAUUUUCAACAUUUCAUCACUAAAAGUAAUAGCACUUGCGGCAAAUACUCUGUCUGGUAAACUUCCUUCAAACUUAGCAUAUAGCCUCCCAAAUCUUGAGGGACUUUAUCUUGGCAUAAACAAAUUUAGUGGUACACUUCCUAGCUCAAUCUCAAAUGCCACUAAGCUCAAUUUUCUUGAUCUUGGAAGGAACAUGUUUAGUGGAAAUGUACCAAUUGAUCUUGGAAUAAAUCUCCAGCAGAUUCAAAGCAUCAACUUGCAGAGGAAUCAGUUCACAAAUGAUCUUUCUACGGGCGAAUUGAAUUUUCUAAAUUCCCUCUCACAUUGCAAGUUCUUGAAAUUUUUAAUGAUAGGAGACAACCAGUUUAAUGGCAGUCUUCCGAAAUCAUCCUUAACAAACUUAUCGCUGUCUCUUGAGAGGUUCGUUGCCUAUAACUGUGGAAUCAGGGGGAAAAUCCCAGUUGGAAUUGGUAAUUUAACUAACUUGUCGUGGUUAACACUGGGAGCCAAUGAGUUGAUUGGUUCAAUUCCUCAAGAAUUGGGAAACUUGAAAAAGUUGCAAACUUUGAGAAUGUAUGAGAACAAAUUAGAUGGGAUCAUACCUGAAAGCUUAUGCAAUAUCAAAGAAUUAUACUAUUUGGACUUGAGAAGAAAUCAGUUUUCAGGGCAAAUAUUAGGGUGUUUGGGGAAUAUUUCUUCGUUAAGAAAUAUUUAUUUGGAUUCGAAUUCUUUAAGUUCAAAUAUUCCGUUAAAUUUUUGGAGCAACAAAGACAUUUCAAUAGUGAGUUUGUCCUUCAAUCAGUUAAGUGGUCCAUUGGCGUUGGAGAUUGGAAAUAUGAGGGGUUUAAUUGAGUUAUAUCUAUCAGGAAAUCAGUUGUUUGGUCAAAUUCCAAGCACUAUUGGACAACUUCAGAAUUUGGUAAAUCUUUCAUUAGAUAUAAAUAGGUUAGAUGGUGCUAUACCUAAGUCAUUUGAAAAUUUGGUCAGCUUGGAAAACUUGGAUCUAUCGCACAACAAUUUAUCAGGCCAAAUUCCUAUGUCAUUGGCAAAGCUUGAGCACCUCAUCCAUCUGAAUGUCUCUUUCAAUGAACUAUCUGGUGAAAUUCCAGAUGGAGGACCUUUUUGGUAA
Lycium ferocissimum is the source of this 2118-nucleotide messenger RNA. RefSeq names its product LRR receptor-like serine/threonine-protein kinase GSO2. Gene Ontology annotation, molecular function: protein binding. NCBI's taxonomy places the organism in Eukaryota, Viridiplantae, Streptophyta, Magnoliopsida, Solanales, Solanaceae. The transcript has 3 exons. Gene Ontology annotation, cellular component: plasma membrane. The coding region runs from base 1 to 2118 and encodes 705 amino acids. The record is from RefSeq and is a predicted model, not a curated record.